AUGGUCGUGUCUAAAGCUCUGGCCAAGGCUUCGGCCAAGGCUUCGUCGCUCAAGCCUGAGAUCCGCCUCGCUCAGGCACUCUCCGAGUUCGAAGCCAGUCUGACCCAGGAGCAAAAAACUACGUUUCGCACGCUGAAAUCGCAGUCGGUUUCGACGGCACCUACUCCGAGCGAUGUGAUGCGGCUGACGGCCGAAGUUGAUCGUCGCAUGUCCAAAAAGUUCAGUGGUCAAUGUUUCGGUCCACGAUUCACAAACUUCCUGCAAGGAGUCCAGCAGUUUGCUGCUCUUGGCGAUGUUGUAGUUGGAGGUUCGCAGAACCUGAUAGCAUGUGGUGUAUGGUCGUUGGUGCGAAUGUCCUUGUUGUCGAUUGUGAGCAUGUCCAACUACGUAGACAGCUUAUCGUCGAUAUUCAUGGAUAUCGGACGAUCCACUCCACGCCACCAAGCGAUAAGCGUGUUGUAUCCUCAAUCAACGAAAUUACAAUCGUACCUUUCCGAAUACUUCAUUGUAGUCGUCGCACUUUGCCGUUAUCUGUUCAAUUUCGGGCAGAAAUCGAUUCUUCAACAGUUCACAUCAUCUUUGAAUGACGGAGACUUGAGAGCAUUUCGGACAGAUCUCGACAAAUGGGCAUUGUCGAUCACAAACGAGAUGCAAUUUAACGAAGCCCAAGAGAGUUCUGGUUUUAGAGCUCUAUCUCGGUCAAUGUUCAAAUCUGCGUCGCAUCAGCAGAAGUUUGCUACGAAGAACCGAGUGCUUGACUUCUGCUCUACGUACGACCACGAAAUUGUGUGGAAGCAGACAAGAAAGGCCGGAAAUACAUCGCUUUAUACACAUUUUGUGGAAUACGAAAAGUGGAGAGAUUCUUCGCAUUCUUGCACAUUAAUUUGUACAGGCAAGCUGGGAUCUGGUAAAUCCGUACUUCUGGCGAACAUUGUAGACGACCUCAACCUCUCUACUGAGAAAGAGCGACCCCUGGUAACGUACUUUUUCUGCAGACACGAUAUCCCAGAAAGUCUGCAAGCACGCGUUAUCCUUGGUUCGCUAGCGCGGCAAUUGCUACGGACUGUCGAUGAUCAUGAGAUACUCUUGGAUACCUGCGAAGAUACUCACACAUCCGGUGACACCGACAAGAUACUAGAACUCAUCCUCCAAGGCUACCCUCCUGAUCAUAAAGCGUACUUUGUCAUAGAUGGACUAGAUGAAUGCGACGACGAAGAGAGAAGGGUGCUAGUGCAAGCAAUUGGGGAGAUCCAAGGGAAACUUAACGUCCUGGUCUGUGCUUCGUUUCGCGUGGAGCCGAACAACGGUCUGCAGUCGAUUACACAUCAUCUCUUGUCCACUCGCAUCGUUCCGUUGCCAGAGAAGAACCCAGAUAUUGACGCCUUCAUUGAAGCCGACCUGCGUCGUUGCUUGGACCAAGAGCUGCUAACAAUCGGAGAUGCUACCUUGAUCAUCGACAUACAGGAUGCGCUUGUAGCUGGUUCACAGGGAAUGUUUCUUUGGGCAGCUCUUCAGAUCCGGUCGUUGUGUGGUAUGAAGACCGAUCACGAUAUCCGUGAAGCACUGACGGACCUACCUCAGAAUCUCUCAGAGACGUUUACACGGAUCUUGUACAAGUCGGGGAGUCCUGACCGACCCCUUCAAGCAAAGACGCUACAGCUGGUGUUGACAGCGUGUCGGCCCUUGACGACUGGCGAGUUGAGAGAAGCCCUGAGUGUUACUCCUAGCGACACGACCUGGGAUCCGUCUAGACUAUUGAACAAUGUUCAUUCAGCCCUAGCUUACUGUGGAUGUCUUCUAACAGUCGAUGAGGAAGAAUCCACUGUUCGAGUUGUACACCACAGCGUCAAGCAAUACUUCCUGCACGGCCUUGACGAUGCGAGACAUAUUGGGUUCACUAUCGAAGACGCACAGGUAACUAUGGCGGAUAUUGUCAUCACUUAUCUUGCAUACGGUGUCUUCGAAACUCAGAUGACCAAGACCGCAAUUCGUCCUAUCAUGGCACGAUCAGCACCUUCAAGGAUCCUGCAAAGCACCAUGGGGUCUUCGAGUACUCGUCAACUCGCGAUGAGGCUUCUUGGAUCUAGAAAGCAACCUACAUUCGAUUUGAGCAAAACUCUCGCAGAAGCGCGUGGCUCUUCAAACGCUAAGCCAGAACACGUAUUUACGUUCUAUGCUUAUGCGAAGACAUACUGGCAAGAUCAUAUCUGGUAUGUCUCGGGCAAAGACCAUCGCAUUCACAAGCUCUCUGUCAACCUCAUCGAAACCCGACGCUCGGAAUUGAGAGCUCUGGAUACAUUCUCUGGCAUGAAAUGCCGCAGGGCUGCUAAGCACAAUAUGAGACUUCUCAAUCUGCUGUAUCAAGAACACAGGACACCUCAUGGUCAGAUCGAAGAAAUGCAAUACACCCUACAUACGCCACUGAUGUGGGCAAUACAUCAUGGAGACAGAGAUGCUGUUGAAACACUGCUUAAAGCUGGCAUUGACGUCAACGAUGGAGGCGGUUUUUCAAGAGUAGAUUGGGAUUUCUCGGAAGAGUCAAUAAUUCAACCAACACUGACACCACUAAUCCAAGCGGUAAGGAGAAAAGACAAAGACAUUGUGGAGCUACUCCUCGAGAACGACAAACUUGACCUUAAUGCGAGAGACAGUGAGCGCCGUACAGCGCUCGAAUGGGCCCUGAAGAGAAGAGAUGAUGAUAUCAUCAAACUACUGCUCAACGAUGAUAGGACUGGAUUUGAUGGAACGCUCAUGGGAGGGAUGACGCCACUGACGGCAGCGGCAUCUCAAGGAGACAAAGAUAUUAUUCAGCUAUUCCUUGGCAAUAGUAAGGUUUAUAUUGGUCAGGCGGAUACUGAGAACCGGACGGCGUUGAUGAUGGCAGCGUUGAAUGGGCACAAAGAUGUAGUUAAGCUCUUGCUUGCUACUUACGAUGCAAGCGUCAGCAGCUGGUUCAAGGAGUCUACGAAGGGGAUUCCUAGUCAUAGACACAUUGAACCAGCCACUAGGUCUUCAUACAUCAACGCGGCUGAUGACGAAGGAAAGACGGCGUUGAUGAUGGCAGCAUCAAAUGGACAUGAAGACGUAGUCGAGCUACUGCUUGCUACCAACGAUGUUAACAUCAACCAUGUUGACAUGGAAAGAGAGACAGCGUGGGAUCUUGCAAGAGAACACAAGAACAUAGUUGAGAUGCUGCAGUCAUACUCACUUCGUGUUGCUAUGGAUCGUCUAGGAAAGAUGAUAGAGAAGAUUAAUUGA
This is a messenger RNA of Alternaria burnsii, 3258 nucleotides long. RefSeq lists its product as uncharacterized. Gene Ontology annotation, molecular function: protein binding. The transcript has 2 exons. The record is from RefSeq and is a predicted model, not a curated record. NCBI's taxonomy places the organism in Eukaryota, Fungi, Ascomycota, Dothideomycetes, Pleosporales, Pleosporaceae. Bases 1 to 3258 code for a protein of 1085 amino acids.